AUGUCACCGCCAAAAAAUAACAGUAGGAAAUUUAAUAAACCAAGUCGUGGUACUGGCCAUAGAUUUACUAAUGCACGAAUUCUUGCUGAAGAUGAAAGAAGGUUGAAUAAUAAAUCGGCAACAAAUCUUAUAGAGAUAGAUAAUCCAAAUAGAACAUUGAGGAAAGAUAAUUUAAAAGCAUCAGAUAUGUCAAAUAUAACACCUGAGAUGUCUCGCAGCAGAAAAAGAAGCAGCGAGGCAAAGAUAUUGGAAGUUGCAUAA
Molecule: messenger RNA, 261 nt
Organism: Entrophospora candida
Lineage: Eukaryota; Fungi; Glomeromycota; Glomeromycetes; Entrophosporales; Entrophosporaceae
Source: the annotation of a GenBank genome assembly